This is a messenger RNA of Cololabis saira (Pacific saury), 3662 nucleotides long. RefSeq names its product NACHT, LRR and PYD domains-containing protein 1-like. Gene Ontology annotation, molecular function: protein binding. The coding region runs from base 1 to 3021 and encodes 1006 amino acids. Lineage: Eukaryota; Metazoa; Chordata; Actinopteri; Beloniformes; Belonidae. The transcript is spliced from 8 exons. The record is from RefSeq and is a predicted model, not a curated record.
AUGGAGAUCUGUUAUCUGGUCGGCCAGCCACUGCGUGGCUUCAGCCACACACGCAUCCAGUGGAAUCUGCUGGAGGACGACAUCGUCCUGUUUGUGAAGGACCAGCUGAAGAAGAUCCAGAAGGGUCUGAGUCCAGAUUACCCAGAAUCCCUAGAGCAUGUGUUGCUUGGUGAGGGUGAAGAGCAGAGGAGCAUCAGAGAUGCGUUUGUGAAGAUCACAGUGAACUUCCUGAGGAGAAUGAAGCAGGAGGAGCUGGCUGAGCGUCUGCAGAGCAGUACUUUUGCUGAAGUUUGUAAAAAGCGGCUGAAGUCUAAGCUGAAGAAGAAGUGCCGGUGUGUGUUUGAGGGGAUCAUUAAAGCAGGAAACCCAACCCUUCUGGAACAGAUCUACACGGAGCUCUACAUCACAGAGGGAGGGACAGGAGAGGUCAAUGAAGAACAUGAAGUCAGACAGAUUGAAGCAGCUUCCAGGAAACCAGACAGAGCAGAAACAGCCAUCAGACAGGAAGACAUCUUUAAACCCCCACCUGGAAGAGGAGGACCAAUCAGAACGGUCAUGACGAAGGGAGUGGCCGGCAUCGGGAAAACAGUCCUAACACAGAAGUUCAGUCUGGACUGGGCUGAAGGCAGAACCAACCAGGACAUCCAGUUCCUGCUUCCAUUCACCUUCAGACAGCUGAAUGUGCUGAGAGAGGAAAAGUUCAGCUUGGUGGAACUAGUUCAUCACUUCUUCAGUGAAACCAGAGAAAUCUGCAGCUUUGAAGAGUUCCAGGUCGUGUUCAUCUUUGACGGUCUGGAUGAGAGUCGACUUCCUCUGGACUUCCACAACAAUGAGGACCUGACUGAUGUUACAGAGUCGACCUCAGUGGAUGUGCUGCUGACAAACCUCAUCAGGGGGAACCUGCUUCCUUCUGCUCGUCUCUGGAUCACCACACGACCCGCAGCAGCCAAUCAGAUCCCUCCUGAGUGUGUUGACAUGGUGACGGAGGUCAGAGGGUUUACUAACCCACAGAAGGAGAAAUACUUCAGUAAAAGGUUCAGAAAUAAGAAGCAGAGCAGCAGGAUCAUCUCCCACAUCAAGACAUCACGGAGCCUCCACAUCAUGUGCCACAUCCCAGUCUUCUGCUGGAUCACUGCUACGGUCCUGGAGAACGUCCUGGAGAACGUCCUGGAGAACGUCCUGGAGAACGUCCUGGAAACCAGAGAGGGAGGGGAGCUGCCCAAGACCCUGACUGAGAUGUACAUCCACUUCCUGGUGGUCCAGGCCAAACUGAAGAAGGUCAAGUAUGAUGGAGGAGCUGAGACGGAUCCACACUGGAGUCCAGAGAGCAGGAAGAUGGUGGAGUCUCUGGGAAAACUGGCUUUUGAGCAGCUGCAGAAAGGAAACCUGAUCUUCUAUGAACCAGACCUGGGAGAGUGUGGCAUCGAUGUCAGAGAGGCUUCAGUGUACUCAGGAGUGUUCACACAGAUCUUUAGAGAGGAGAGCAGGCUGUACCAGGACCAGGUCUUCUGCUUCAUCCAUCUGAGUGUCCAGGAGUUUCUGGCUGCUCUUCAUGUCCACCAGACCUUGAUCAACUCUGGAGUCAACCUGCUGGAGGAACAAAGAAACACAGAGACCGACCUCCAUCAAAGUGCUGUGGACAAGGCCUUACAGAGUCCAAACGGACACCUGGACUUGUUCCUCCGCUUCCUCCUGGGUCUUUCACUGGAGACCAAUCAGACUCUCCUACGAGGUCUGUUGGAACCAAAACAAAGAAGUUCACAGAACAAUCAGGAAACAGUUGAAUACAUCAAGAAGAAGAUCAGUGAGGACCUGUCUGCAGAGAGAAGCAUCAACCUGUUCCACUGUCUCAAUGAACUGAACGAUCGGUCUCUGGUGGAGGAGGUCCAAGAGUCCCUGAGGUCUGGACGUCUCUCCACAGAUAAACUGUCUCCUGCUCAGUGGUCGGCUCUGGUCUUCAUCUUACUGUCAUCAGAAGAAGAUCUGGAGGUGUUUGACCUGAAGAAGUUCUCAGCUUCAGAGAAGGCUCUACGGAGGCUGCUGCCGGUGGUCCAAGCCUCCAAGAAAGUUCUACUGAGUGGCUGUCACCUCUCAGAGGACAUUUGUCCACUUCUGUCCUCAGUUCUCAGCUCUCAGUCCUCCAGUCUGACAGAACUGGACCUGAGCAACAACGACCUGCAGGAUUCUGGACUGAAGAAGCUGUGUCCUGGACUGGAGAGUCCACACUGUCACCUGGAGUCUCUCAGGCUGUCAGGCUGUCUGAUCUCAGAGGAAGGAAGUUCUUCUCUGGUCUCAGCUCUGACCUCCAACCCCUCCCACCUGAGAGAGCUGGACCUGAGCUACAACCAUCCAGGAGAGUCAGCAGGGAAGCUUCUGUCUAGACUGGAGGAUCCCCGCUGGAGACUGGACACUCUCAGGGUGGAGCCUGCUGGACAACGAUGGCUGACACCAGGUCUGAGGAAGUAUUCCUGUCGACUCACCGUCGACACAAACACAGUCCACAACCUCAUCAAACUGUCUGAUGACAACAGGAAGAUGACACGUGUGGAGGAGGAGGAUGUGGGGGAGGAUCAGUCGUAUCCUGAUCAUCCAGACAGGUUUGAUCAAUAUCUUCAGCUGCUGUGUAGAGAAGUUCUGACGGGUCGCUGUUACUGGGAGGUCCAGUGGAGCGGACGUGUUUCUGUAUCAGUGAGUUACAGAAGAAUCAGCAGGAAAGGAGACUCUGAUGACUGUAGGUUUGGAGGAAACGAUCAUUCCUGGAGUCUGUUCUGUUCUCCAGGUGUUCGGUACCGUGUCCGUCACAAUAACAGACCAACAUCCACCACCUCCUCAUCUCCAUGUCCAGACUCUGGCAGAGCAGCAGUUUACGUGGACGUUCCUGCUGGAACUCUGUCCUUCUAUGAAGUCUCUGACAGACUGAUCCUCCUCCACACCUUCAUCACCAGCUUCUCUGGACCUCUCUGUGCUGGAUUUACACUCUGGCCCAGUCCUGGUUCCUCAGCGUCUCUGUGUCCAGUUUAGUCUCCAGAGUCUCCGCUCAGAGAAACCGUCUCUGUUGGAUCCUGGACUUGGACUCUGGUUCUGGUUCCUCAGAGUCUCCAUGAUGAAGAUGAUGAUGAUGAUGAUGAUGAUGAUGAUGAUGAUGAUGAUGAUGAUGAUGAUGAUGAUGAUGAUGAUGAUGAUGAUGAUGAUGAUGAUGAUGAUGAUGAUGAUGAAGAUAACAAUCACCGUUUGUUUGGUUUUCUUGGUUUAUUGUGUUUUUAUUUGAUAUUUUUCACCUGUAAAUACUAUUAUUUACUGGAAUGUUGACGUUUGAUCAUAAAUGAGAUUUUCAUCUCAUUAUUCUUGUUUUAUUCUUGAUUCUGACUCUGUCUGGGGGCGGUUUAGAAAUGUAAAUUCCUCAUUCACUGGACCCACAACUUUCACAUGCUCAUCCAUUUUCACUUCUCCGCUACUAUUAUUAUCUGAACUAAUUUAAACAAAAUCUAAGAAAAAUUCGAUUAUGACACUUGGUUUUCAACAAAUUGUAGUAUUUUCUCCUAAAACGUGGUUUAGCGGUUAAUAAACCAUCCAGUUAUCAAAUGUUCAUAAACAGACAUAACUGUGCUGGCGUCUGAUUUAUAAACAUCAUCAUUUCAUCUGGAAUAACCAGAGUAUUAAAU